This is a messenger RNA of Schizosaccharomyces japonicus yFS275, 696 nucleotides long. Its product is annotated as translation elongation factor eIF5A. Gene Ontology annotation, cellular component: cytoplasm. The coding region runs from base 90 to 560 and encodes 156 amino acids. The record is from RefSeq and is a predicted model, not a curated record. Gene Ontology annotation, molecular function: RNA binding; ribosome binding; translation elongation factor activity. Gene Ontology annotation, biological process: translational frameshifting; positive regulation of translational termination; positive regulation of translational elongation. The transcript has a single exon. Lineage: Eukaryota; Fungi; Ascomycota; Schizosaccharomycetes; Schizosaccharomycetales; Schizosaccharomycetaceae.
UGUCAUUUGUUUAGGGUAGGGCAAAAACAGCAGUCACAACAGAACAAGUUGCGAUUCGAUGCGCUUGUUUCUGGCCAGAGCGUAUCAUAAUGGCUGAAGAACACCACGAUUUCGAGAGCGGCUCGGCUAACGCCUCCGCUACCUUCCCUAUGCAAUGUUCUGCCUUGCGUAAGAACGGUCACGUCGUCAUUAAGGGUCGCCCCUGUAAGAUUGUCGACAUGUCUACCUCUAAGACCGGUAAGCACGGUCAUGCUAAGGUCCACAUUGUCGCUCUCGACAUCUUCAAUAGCCGUAAGAUGGAGGAUAUCUGCCCCUCUACCCACAACCUUGAGGUCCCUGUCGUCAAGCGUGACGAGUACACUCUCAUUGAUGUCCAAGACGGUUACCUUACCCUCAUGACUGCCGAUGGCAGCACCAAGGACGAUGUUCGUCUCCCUGAGGGCGAGCUCGGCCAACAAAUUGAGGAGGGCUUUGACGAGGGCAGAGAGCUCAUCAUCACCGUCGUUUCCGCUAUGGGUGAGGAGUGCGCUCUCGGUGUCCGUGACGCCCCUAACCAAUAAACGGAUUCCGUAAUGUGAUUGUCUUGUGCGUAAACGCACGGUCAUGCUUAUAACGUGCUUGACAUGACAUUCCUUUCGGUCUUUUUGAAAUAAAAUAUACCCGACCGUUGAAAUAAAUGGUGUUUGGACGUUUAAA